CACUUUGACCACUUUUUCUUUCCAUCUUCGAGAAAAAGAAGACAUUUGUCCUUUGACACUCAAAUCCAGAAGACUCUUCUACUUCUUUAAAACCAGUCAUCAUGGGUAACGACCACGGUUGCAGCUGCGGCGCCUCUUGCCAGUGCCCCGCCGGCCAGUGCCAGUGCCCCGUACGUUUCCAUAUUUCUCAACUACUUGUUGAAGACUAUACUGAUAGCUCUUUGUUUUUAUCAUACAGAAAUAAACUUAUCGCUUUAAAGGGCCAUAUGAAUAGAAUCGGAGGACGACCUGCUUGUACCUAUCUGAUCUAGAUCUCAUGGAGUAGUAAUGGAAGAUGCUACGCUGAUUGUUCCAUACCUUGUUCCCUCAUACUAUGACAUGCCU
Aspergillus welwitschiae is the source of this 384-nucleotide messenger RNA. RefSeq lists its product as uncharacterized. The annotation marks the transcript as partial. Lineage: Eukaryota; Fungi; Ascomycota; Eurotiomycetes; Eurotiales; Aspergillaceae. The transcript has 2 exons. The record is from RefSeq and is a predicted model, not a curated record.